Hemibagrus wyckioides is the source of this 1472-nucleotide messenger RNA. Its product is annotated as UDP-N-acetylglucosamine/UDP-glucose/GDP-mannose transporter-like. NCBI's taxonomy places the organism in Eukaryota, Metazoa, Chordata, Actinopteri, Siluriformes, Bagridae. Gene Ontology annotation, cellular component: Golgi apparatus. The record is from RefSeq and is a predicted model, not a curated record. Bases 29 to 1069 code for a protein of 346 amino acids. The transcript has 12 exons. Gene Ontology annotation, molecular function: antiporter activity; GDP-fucose transmembrane transporter activity.
GCGUGUCUGCUGUAGGAGCCGGGUGAACAUGGCGGAGGCUCGCGCCCGGUCUCGCGCUGGGUCUCGCGCUCAGGUGAAAGUUGAGGAGAAGGCGCCGCUCUCCUCUCAGGACGGACAGCAGGGAGGGGUUUUAUUCCUCAGAUUAUUCACCGCUGGGUUUUAUGGCCUCAGCUCCUUCCUCAUCGUGGUGGUGAAUAAAAGCGUCCUGACCAACUACAGAUUUCCAUCGUCAUUAUGUGUGGGGAUCGGACAGAUGUUGGCGACGGUGUGUGUGCUGUGGACAGGGAAAACUCUGGGAAUCAUCCACUUUCCAGACAUGGACAGAAACAUUCCACACAAGACGUUCCCUCUCCCCCUCUUGUAUGUAGGUAAUCAGCUAACUGGCCUCCUGGGAACUAAACAAGUCAAUUUGCCAAUGUUCACUGUGCUCAGGAGAUUCUCUAUCUUAUUCACCAUGCUAGCAGAGAGCUACCUGCUCAGGAGGACGUUUGCGUGGAGUGUACAGCUGACGGUGUUCACUAUGAUCUUAGGAGCGUUUAUCGCCGCCAGUACAGAUUUGACCUUUGACCUUCAAGGCUACACAUCUAUCACGGUUAAUAAUAUAUUAACUGCAGCUAACGGCGCUUACAUGAAGAAGAAACUCGACUCCAAGGAGCUGGGGAAGUAUGGCUUGCUGUAUUAUAACGCUUUAUUCAUGAUCAUACCCACUGUGUGUGUAGCUUACUACACUGGAGACCUGCAACAAGCUGUGGGUUUCGAUGGCUGGAAUGAUUUAUUCUUUCUCAUUCAGUUUAUUCUCUCCUGUGUGAUGGGGUUUGUCCUCAUGUAUUCCAUUGUGUUGUGCACACACUACAACUCUGCCCUGACCACUAGCAUCAUCGGCUGUGUAAAGAACAUCAUGGUAGCAUAUGUGGGCAUGGUGUUUGGUGGUGAUUACAUCUUCACCUGGAUGAACUUCAUCGGCUUAAACAUCAGCAUCGCCGGGAGCCUCGCCUACUCCUACAUCACCUUCACUCAGGAGGGUGUCAGUGAGUGCACUUCCUGUUAUACUUCCUGUAAUUACACGUGACACUGUGGGCGUGUCCCAAACUACACGCUGUGCUUACUGAGUGUUUAGAACAGGACUGUGAGAUGUACAUCAUUAGAGACACAUCGUUGACCCCACUGGUAAAUCGAGCAGCUUUGCAUGAGGUCAUGACCCCUAGGUAUGGAGCCGCUGAUCCUGGUGAACACGUCUGUGUGCUUUCCAUUGUGACUGUGGAUUGAACUGGAUCUAGAAUGUUCUAGUGGUUACACUGUAAGGGUUCUGUGUUGUAAACUCUACAUUCUAGAACUCUGUAUGUUUCUGAAUUAAUAUGCAGCGAAGUAGUGCACUAGAUAAGGCAUAGUGCUUGUGUGUAGGCAAUAGUGAGAAUGAGGAGGUAUUAUAAACAUGACUGUCUCUCUCUCUCUCUCUCUCUCUCUCUCUCUCU